AUGGCGAGGCGGAAUGGGUUCCGGUCAGCGAGGGAGGUGGAACACGGGCUGGAAGAUUGGGUGUACGCGAACUGGCAGCAGGCAUGUCGUAUAAUGGUAGAGGCCGACGAAGUACUGCAGGCUUGUAGCUUGGGGCGGCUCAAAGCUUGCACCUUGCAGCUUGGGAUGGCCGUCGAACCGCGGCGGAUUGCGGCGGGUGGUGCUCAAAGCUUGCACCUCUUGGCAGUUAUUUUUGGUGCUGGACUUGUAACUAGUUUAUCUCCUUGUACACUCAGUGUUCUACCGUUAACUCUAGGAUAUAUAGGUGCAUUUGGCUCAGGGAAAGGCCGAUCUGAGGUUGAUGGGAAUUCAAUUGCAUUUUCAUUAGGACUAGCAACAACCUUAGCUAUUCUUGGUGUUGCUGCUUCUUUUGCUGGAAAGGCUUAUGGUCAGGUAGGACAAGGGCCCCCAGUGGCUGCUUCUGGUUUGGCCAUCAUCAUGGGAUUUAAUCUUCUGGAGAUACUUGAAUUGCAUCUUCCCUCAUUUUUCAGCGAUUUUGACCCUCGAGCUGCUGCAGCUAACCUCCCUUCAGGUGUACAAGCAUACCUUGCUGGUCUUACAUUUGCAUUGGCAGCAUCACCUUGCAGCACACCUGUUCUUGCUACCCUUCUGGGAUAUGUUGCCACUUCAAGAGACCCAAUUAUUGGAGGAAGCUUAUUGUUGACAUACACAACGGGCUAUGUUGCACCUCUUCUUAUUGCAGCUUCUUCUUUUUUUUACAACAUUAUUGCAGCUUCUUUUGCUGGAGCAUUGCAGUCUUUUGUUGUCAUUCAGAAGAUACUCGGCAUGGAUAAACCCAAUCAGUGGUGCAUUUCUACUUGGUGGAGGUGUUUAUACUCUACUGGACAGGGUGUUUCCAGCAAAAUCAAUGGCAAUGUAGACCAUUGUUGGACAAGAAUUGGUAGGCAACAGUCUGUCUGUCAUGCGAUAAAUUCAGAUGCGAACAAAGUUUAG
Messenger RNA from Miscanthus lutarioriparius, 993 nucleotides. NCBI's taxonomy places the organism in Eukaryota, Viridiplantae, Streptophyta, Magnoliopsida, Poales, Poaceae. The record is from the annotation of a GenBank genome assembly.